GUUUGCCCCCAUUUUGAACCGCUCUUCACCCCGUGUUACCCGUGUCUGCUGUCGUUUAUGUCCAAUGAAGUACCAUGCCGAAUCGACGUCGACAACGCCACUGCUUCGCUCCGGGGUGCCAGACAGGCUAUCAAUGGCGGAAAGGUGAGCAGCCGUCGCUGUUCUCAGUACCCAAGGAGGAAGAACAAAGAAAACUUUGGGAACGGAACUUGCAUCGCAAGGAUAAGCUCCUCGACGAAACGUGUUCGGUGUGUGAGCUUCAUUUUGAGCCAUCGUUUACAACGCGAGACUACGUUCACGUUGUAAACGGAGAAGAGGUGCGCAUUCCGCGCGGAAAGCCGCAGCUCUUGCCUGGCGCUGUGCCGACGUUGCUGCCGAAUGCUCCGAGCUACCUGUCAAAGAAGACGUCGCAGCCGAGGCCCCCGAGAAAGCGAAAGAACGCCGAUGCUUCCUCAGUUGACGGUAAAAAAAAGCAAAACACUGCCUCUCCAACUGCCUGCAGCAGCACUGGCAGCACCACACCGGUUGCAGCCGAUACCGGGGCGUUUGAUGAAGCUGAUGAAGCCUGUAUGCCCGAAGAAUACUCCAAGCUGUGUGUCCCCUCCGAGUACUGGAACUGUCACCGAGUUCCGAGCCUCAGUGAGUAG
This is a messenger RNA of Ixodes scapularis (black-legged tick), 647 nucleotides long. RefSeq lists its product as uncharacterized. The coding region runs from base 75 to 647 and encodes 190 amino acids. The transcript has 2 exons. Lineage: Eukaryota; Metazoa; Arthropoda; Arachnida; Ixodida; Ixodidae. Gene Ontology annotation, molecular function: sequence-specific DNA binding. The record is from RefSeq and is a predicted model, not a curated record.